Messenger RNA from Orycteropus afer afer, 2391 nucleotides. It is a transcript of the gene GPRIN3, whose product is annotated as GPRIN family member 3. The record is from RefSeq and is a predicted model, not a curated record. Gene Ontology annotation, cellular component: plasma membrane. NCBI's taxonomy places the organism in Eukaryota, Metazoa, Chordata, Mammalia, Tubulidentata, Orycteropodidae. Gene Ontology annotation, biological process: neuron projection development.
GAACACUCUGGAGUUUUCCUGAAAAGAAAUUCCAUGGGGACUGUACCUGACCCUCUGAGAUCAGCUAAAACUUCCCUGAUUGCAACUUCUGGGAAAGAAGAGGAUCUAGGAGAGUUGCGAUCUGCUUCAUCUCAUCAGGGACCAGCCCUACUGUAUAAGAAUACCAAUGGCCUUUCAGGGACUCCUGCAGAACCAGACCUCAGCCCCAGUGCAGCAGCUGAGGCUCUGAUGAAGGCUUGUGAGCAUGAGAUGACCCAGCCAGACAUGUCUUCUCCUUGUGUCAUCAAUGAGGUAGAGAAACAGCCUCCCACACUCAACUCUCCUAGUAAAUCCCAGCUGCCAGGAAGCAGCAUGCCCAUAGCACCAGUCCCAUGUUCUGCGGCAGGAAAGGAUCUUACACGUGCACCAUUCAUCAUGCCAGCCAAUCAGCACACCAACCAGGGCAUCCUGGCUGUCAAAAUCAAGGCUAGCCCCUCAUCUGUACCUGAAGACACCCAGGUGAAAUCACAGAGAACCUCAGGUGGAGAGCAACCUGAGAAGUCAAGUUGUCCUGUAGGAGGUAUCCAUGGCUGCAACAAUGAUCAAGUACCCUGUGAAAUUCCUUCUCAAGAAACAAUCCAGGGAAUGGUGCAAACUCCAAAUACUGCAACCCCAGUGUCCAGUCCUUCAGCCUCUCCUGUAGGUGGACCUGAAGGGGAGAGGCAUCAAGCCAUUUGUGACUCUGAGCCAAGGUCCUGUGAAUCUUCUGCUAAGGAAUUUGGAUGUUCAGAAAACAAACAACCCUUUCCCACUGCCUCAGACACCCAGGCCAUGACUUCUGUGGCAUCUCAACCAUCCCACCUCUCUAGUAAAGGUUCAGCAUUUCCUCCAGACCCAGAGAAAGUGCAGCUGACAGCUCAGUGUCAGGGGGUAAAGUUUAAAGAGGCAAGUACAAUGACCAACCAAGCUGAAAGUGAGAUCAAGGGAGCUACCAAUAGAACUCGACAAGAUGCUGAGGUGCAGGCAGUGGCAAGUGUGGAGAGCAGAUCAGUCUCCACCAGCCCCAGCAUCCUUACCGCGUUCUUAAAAGAAAUCCCUGCUCCUGAGCAUUUUGAACAACAAGAGCAACUAUGCAUCAUCUGCCAUGGCAGUGCCAGUGGGAGCCACACAUUGGAGCUGUCUGACAGCACGCUAGCCUCCCAGGAGUCAGGUCAGUGCUGUGCCAUAGUGCCCAAGGUGCACAUCCAGGUAGCCACAGCUGGUUCCAUGGCUUUGCAUGGGGAAAACAAAUCAAUGAGCUUGCCAGGCAAGGUCCUUCAAACUGCACCAAUCAAGGUGGCAUCCAAUAAUGCUCAAGAUAUAUGUAAAGAAGAUGGUAAGUCAGCAGGAAUGACUCCUAAGAGGGAAAAGCCAAACUCUAAACAAUUUUCAGGUUCUAAUUCUAGCUCCUUGAACGCUAGCUCUGCUGACCAGAUUUGUAUCUGUGCAAACAGUCAAGAUGAAAUAAGUUAUGGAGUGGGAAAAUCUGAAGCCAUGCCAUCUGAAUUUACAGUGAAAACCAUCUAUGGUCACCAAGUGGAUCCAGAUUAUAAACUACCCAACUCUUGUGUCCCCUCCAGCAAAGAUGAACAGUCUGAGAAGUUGGAUCCCAGUGAGAAAGGAGGUCCAGGAGAGAAGAAGCCUGUAUCUCCUCAGCUAGUAAAACAACCAGAGUCUACUGGCACUGAUACCCUGGAAGUAAAGGCAAAGGCAGAAGCCAAAACCCUACUGCUCAAUCCCAAAUCUGAAGAAAGUGGAGCCACAGGAUCAGCUGCUAAUCCCACACCCUCUUCCAUGAAAAAGAACCAGGAAGGCACCUUAGAAGAAAAUAAACAAACCAAGACAGCCGCAAGCCUCAGCCUGCCUUCUGAUUCCAUGGGUGACUCCAGCCCAGGUUCUGGUAAAAGGACCCCUUCUCGCUCAGUGAAAGCCAGCCCCCGUCGGGCAAGCCGAGUUAGCGAGUUUCUCAAGGAGCAAAAAUUAAACGUGACAGCGGCUGCUGCUCAGGUAGGACUCACCCCAGGAGAGAAAAAAAAGCAACUUGCCACUGAAUCCAAGCUCCAGUUGAAACAGUCCAAGCGUGUCCGAGAUGUGGUGUGGGAUGAGCAGGGCAUGACCUGGGAGGUGUAUGGUGCUUCCUUGGACCCAGAGUCAUUGGGUAUUGCCAUCCAGAACCACUUACAAAGACAAAUCAGGGAACAUGAGAAAUUAAUCAAAGCGCAAAACAGCCAGAGCCGGAGAUCCAUUUCCUCAGAUACUUCUUCAAAUAAAAAGCUUAAAGGAAGGCAGCACAGUGUUUUCCAGUCCAUGCUGCAGAACUUUCGGCGCCCCAACUGCUGUGUUCGUCCUGCCCCUUCCUCAGUGUUAGAUUGA